Cylas formicarius (sweet potato weevil) is the source of this 1916-nucleotide messenger RNA. RefSeq names its product probable serine incorporator (gene TMS1). Lineage: Eukaryota; Metazoa; Arthropoda; Insecta; Coleoptera; Brentidae. The transcript has 9 exons. The record is from RefSeq and is a predicted model, not a curated record. Gene Ontology annotation, cellular component: membrane. Bases 148 to 1530 code for a protein of 460 amino acids.
UGUUUCAGGCAUAGAUAUAUGAUUGAAUGUUAAUCAUAAAGUUGUAAGACGAAAAUAGUGUGUCUAUUGUGUUUUAAGUUCUUUACUUACAUACAUUUAUAAAGUUUCUUCAGAUCGGGAAUAUAUAGUAUACAUUUACUUUGUAAUAUGGGUUGUGUUUUGGGCCUGUGUUCUGCUGCACAGUUGGCCUGUGGUUGCGGAAGUGCAGCCUGUUCUCUUUGUUGCUCGGCAUGUCCCUCAUGCAAAAAUUCGACAUCUUCUCGAAUUAUGUAUGCGUUAAUGUUAUUGCUGGGGACAAUCACUGCUUGUAUUACAUUAGCUCCUGGGCUUCAAAAUGCCCUGAAAAAGGUCCCGUUCUGUACAAAUGCCACAGGGGAAAGCCUUGUACCAUCUUCGGUUAUAGUUGACUGUAGCAAAGCUGUUGGAUACUUAGCAGUUUACCGAAUUUGUUUUAUUUUGACAUGUUUUUUUGUAUUGUUUGCCCUAAUGAUGCUCGGAGUGAAGUCGUCAAGGGAUCCUAGAGCAGGCAUUCAAAAUGGAUUUUGGGGCUUGAAAUAUCUCCUUGUAAUUGGAGGUAUAAUUGGAGCCUUUUUCAUUCCUGAAGGUUCAUUUGGAGUAACAUGGAUGUGGUUUGGAAUUGUAGGAGGAUUCCUAUUUAUUUUGAUACAAUUAAUUUUAAUUAUCGAUUUUGCUCACUCCUGGGCUGAGGCUUGGGUGGGAAAUUAUGAAGAAUCAGAAUCUAAGGGAUGGUAUUUUGCUUUGGUUGGGGUGACAUUAUUCAACUAUGCACUUAGCAUUGCUGGUGUUACAUUACUUUUUAUUUUCUUCACUAAGUCUGAUGGAUGUGAUGUUAAUAAGUUCUUUAUUUCAAUUAACUUGAUUUUAUGUGUGAUUGUAAGUUUUUUGUCAAUUCUGCCUGCUGUUCAAGAUAAGCUUCCUAGAUCAGGAGUUUUACAAUCUUCAGUGGUUACUCUUUAUGUAACUUACUUGACUUGGUCUGCUGUAUCAAAUUCUCCAAAAGAGUGCAAUCCAGGAUUUUGGGGCAUAUUUGGUGGAAAAUCUAGUGGCAAUGACUUUGAUGUCAUUGGAUUGAUUAUAUGGAUGUGUUGUGUGUUAUAUUCUUCAAUUCGGUCUGCUAACAGUUCCUCCAAGAUUACUAUGUCUGAGAAUAUGUUGACUAAGGAUAAUGGCGCAGUAAGGGGCGGCGGAACAGAUAACCUAGUUGAGAAUGAAGAUGGGUAUACUCCUAUCACAGGUAAUGAUGGUGGCGAAGGAGGUGGAAGAAAGGUUUGGGAUAAUGAAGAGGAGUCAGUGGCUUAUAGCUGGACCUUCUUCCAUGUUAUGUUUGCUUUGGCCACCCUUUAUAUAAUGAUGACUUUGACGAACUGGUACAAGCCAAAUUCGAGUAUUGAAGGUUUUAAUAAUAAUGUUGCUUCAAUGUGGGUUAAAGAAAUAUCCAGCUGGCUGUGCUUGGUGUUAUAUGGCUGGACCCUAGUCGCUCCAGUUUUGCUUCCUGAUAGGGAAUUCUAGGAAAACCUGUUCAGCUUUAAUCAUUGUGAUCCUGAGUAUAUUAUAUAUUCAUUUUUUCAUCUUUAAAAGUUGUUAUUUUCUAAGUAGUUUUAAACCUAUUUUAACUUAAAAUAUGUAGGAAACCUAUUCAAUUACAGUAACAAUAGCCAAUAGUAUAAUAUCUUACUUCUGCAAUAUUUUUGCCCUUAUCUGAUUCACCAAAUGCAUAUUAAUUGUGUUUUUGGUAUAGCAUAAUAAAAUUUGAAAAUGUAUAAAGAGGAUUAUUUACUUUUUAUUCUACUUAAUGUAAAUAAAAAAAUUAUCUGGAAUGCAUAUAUGUUAUGUUGUUCUAUGUGACAUUGUGAUGUUUUGUUACUUUUACUCUUAUAAUAAAGGAAUAUCGUAUU